Messenger RNA from Ilex paraguariensis (yerba mate), 1159 nucleotides. The record is from the annotation of a GenBank genome assembly. NCBI's taxonomy places the organism in Eukaryota, Viridiplantae, Streptophyta, Magnoliopsida, Aquifoliales, Aquifoliaceae.
CUCUCUGUACUCCAAGAAGAAAACGAGAAAUUUCUCUGUAUCAAUAUAUUUCUAUACUUAGCUUCUUCUUUCAUUUGCACUUUGUAUUAAGCUAAGCGAUAGAGAUCGACAGUGGGACAAAAAACUAGAAUAAUCUGAGAAGAUGAUGUCUCCAAGGCAAACAUCUGAAGAUCGAGGAAGCUCUUCUCAUCCCGCUAAUUUCAGGCACACGCCAUUGCAGAUAAUCCACAUUAUUGGGAAUUUGUUGAGAAUAUGGUCGGUUUAUUCCAUGUACCGGUACUUGUCUGAAACAGGGGCUUCAGUUGUACUGUUUGUGUUCAGUUGUCUAGUUCCGUCGUCCAUUAUUUUCUUAGUUCUACAGAAGCCUUGGAAGGGAAGGCCAUUGUCCAAUACCCAGGUAGUGCCUUCUGUAAUAAAUGGUGGCAUAACAGCUCUGUACUUUAUAUUGUGGGGAAAGGGCCUGAAGACAUGCGGUCCUGCUAGGGCUAUUUUGGCUGAGUAUUCUGGUGCUGUUCUUGGAGUAUUAUCUGGAGUAUUGUAUGGAAAUAGAGGCCAUAUUUGGAAAAAGGUGGGCGGACUCGUUGCGAUGUUGGCUUCUUUCUACUUCUUAUCUCAAGGAUGGGCCAUGGCAACAUAUUCUCCAUUAUCUUUUAAUGAUAGCCUUGUUAAAGAACCUCAGACAGAACAAGGAUUGGGAAUGAAGGAAAUGGUAAUUCCCAUCUUUGCUGGAAUCUUAUCAGCAUUGAGAAGAGUGAUUGCAAGACGUGUCUCACUCAAGAAUCAACUUAAGAGGCGACUUCAUGCAAUAACUAUCGCUGCCACAACUUGUUUUCUGUUUCCUGUGGCCAUGUGGGACAUGAUUAUAGUAAUUCAACUAGGAGAGCUUCUAUCUGGAUCAACCAGCGUAGAGUUGCCAUUUUCUGCAUGGGCUUUUUCAAGCACUAUCCUCUUCGGAAUUAUACUUAUAUUUUAUGUUGACAGCAUUGCAGAGGAGAGAUUGCAUAUGGUUUUCUCUUCUCCAAGGCAUUUAAUGGUUGCUGGAGGAUGUAUAAUUGUCAUGGAGAUCGUGUACAAAAUGGACUUCUCUCUACCUGGCUUUUUAAUUUGCUCCACCAUAUUGGGAUUCGUUUCAGCCCUUAGAGCGGAAACAUGCCUUUAG